AUGGAGAGCCUCCAGCUUUCCCAGGUCCUCGCCGAUCUGAGUAACCUCGGCGCAGCUGAACCUCAAGCUGCUGCCGCCAUCGUCAAUGCCAACGUCCCCAUCGUUCGACCCGAACCCGUCAAUGAAUCUUCCACCUCAACCCCUCAGCAACAGCAGCCGCCGCGCGCUCCAGCCAUGCGUCGUCACUGGUCCAACGAGCAGGCCGGUCUGCCCAAGUUUGACAAGCUCGGCCGCCGUAUUCUCGUCAGCUCUCCCAACCUCUCGCGCCCCUCGUCCAACACAAACUCGAUUCCCGGCACCCCUCGCGGUGGCGGCUCCGAUGUCGAUGACGAUCUGGAGCGCGCUUCUACCCUCAUGGCGCUCUACGACAUCCGCGCCAAGAUUAAGCAACAGGACAAUAGCAGCCUGCUCAAGGCCCGCGAAAAGAUCAACGCCCUUGCCGCUAAGCAGCAGGCCCAGCAGGCUGCCGAACGAAAUGCCAAGGCCGCCGAAGAGGCCCGUCGGAACAGAUACUCGUUCCCUCGCAGCGGCCUCUAA
Molecule: messenger RNA, 537 nt
Organism: Cordyceps fumosorosea ARSEF 2679
Lineage: Eukaryota; Fungi; Ascomycota; Sordariomycetes; Hypocreales; Cordycipitaceae
Exons: 3
Coding region: 1-537 (178 amino acids)
Source: RefSeq, a predicted model, not a curated record